AUGCCACCUCCAUCGACCAGAGCAUCAGUCCUUCGACUUCUCAACCUCACCUCAAACCAGGGUUGCAGGGGAUGUGGGCGAACUCACUCCGCUCUCGAUCAUCAUUCGCAUGGACAUGGACACAAAGGAGUAAGAGGAAUGGCUACUCCCGUGGAGAAGGCUACGGGCGGUCCACCACCUGGUAACACAGAUUAUGCCUUUGAGAUGGCAGCUUCUACACUUCGAUUCGGGCCCCACGCGACCCGAGAAGUAGGCAUGGACCUAUCUAACAUGAUCAAACAGCUUCCAGCGAUGGACCGAUCAAAUGCCAAGAUCGGUAUCUUCACCGAUCCGAAUGUCGUCAAAUUACCCGUCAUGGAGGUGGUCGAAGAGAGCUUAAUGAGGGAAGGGUUGAAUUGGGUAGUUUGGGAUAAUUGCUCGGUGGAACCGACUGAUAAAUCAUGGCAGGAAGCAAUCGAUUUCUCCCGUUCAUCCCAUAUCACCCACUUUUUAGCUGUCGGAGGUGGAUCAUCGAUGGAUACAGCCAAGGCUGCCAACUUGUUCACCAAUUAUCCCGAAUCAGAUUUAUAUGAGUUCAUAAAUGCUCCAAUCGGGAAAGGUAAACCGAUCGAGAAGAAACUGAGUCCUUUGAUUGCUAUACCAACUACAGCUGGUACCGGAUCAGAAACUACCGGAACUGCCAUCCUCGAUAUUCCAUCUAGACAAUUCAAAACGGGUAUAGCAUCCAGAGCAUUGAAACCGACUUUGGGUAUCGUAGAUCUGAAUAAUACUGCUACUUGUCCUAAGGAAGUGGCUAUAGCUGCUGGAUUGGACGUGUUGUUUCAUUCUCUCGAGAGUUGGACAGCUGUUCCGUACAACGAACGAACACCGAGACCCGCCAAUCCAAUAAACAGACCCGCAUACCAAGGAUCAAACCCAGUCUCAGAUAUCUUCUCUCGAUGGGCAUUGGAAACGACUAUCAAGUACCUUCCUAGAAUCGCCAAGGAUCCAUACGGAGAUGAAGAAGCUAGAGCUCAGAUGUUGCUGGCGGCUAGUACGGCUGGUAUUGGAUUUGGUAAUGCGGGUGUACACAUGUGUCACGCAUUCUCAUAUCCUAUCUCAUCGCUUAACAAAGGUCGACCCACCAAUCUUCAAUACUAUCAUCCAUCUUACUCACCCAAGAUACCCCUCAUCCCCCACGGUGUAGCUGUAUCUCUGACCGCACCGGCCGUAUUCGAAUUUACCGCUCCAUCUUCACCCAAGCGUCAUCGUGAGGCAUUAGAGGUAUUUUUGGGUAAAGAGAGAUCACAUGAGGCUGGGAAUGUGAAAGAUGAAGAUCUAGGUAAAGCGCUUAGUGAGGAGAUUAAGAAGUUCUUGGACCUCGUGGAAGUUCCUAGAGGCUUGGAGAAGGUUGGUUACGGCUCUGGAGAUAUUACCAAGCUCGUGGACGGUUGUUUACCUCAACGAAGAGUACUGGACCUCGCUCCGCUGUUAGCUAAAGAUGAUCUGGUUCUGGAGAAGGAACAAUUAGCAGGAAUCGUGGAAGGAUCGUUGAGAUGGUAA
Molecule: messenger RNA, 1542 nt
Organism: Kwoniella botswanensis
Lineage: Eukaryota; Fungi; Basidiomycota; Tremellomycetes; Tremellales; Cryptococcaceae
Exons: 9
Coding region: 1-1542 (513 amino acids)
Cellular component (GO): mitochondrion
Molecular function (GO): alcohol dehydrogenase (NAD+) activity; metal ion binding
Source: RefSeq, a predicted model, not a curated record